Molecule: messenger RNA, 986 nt
Organism: Dermacentor silvarum
Lineage: Eukaryota; Metazoa; Arthropoda; Arachnida; Ixodida; Ixodidae
Product: gastrula zinc finger protein XlCGF49.1-like
Exons: 2
Coding region: 1-717 (238 amino acids)
Biological process (GO): regulation of transcription by RNA polymerase II
Molecular function (GO): DNA-binding transcription factor activity; RNA polymerase II cis-regulatory region sequence-specific DNA binding
Source: RefSeq, a predicted model, not a curated record
AUGGCAACAGUGGACCACUCCGGCAGAAGAAGUGGUUCUGACGUCGUGUUUUUGUGCCCUCAGAGCUUCUCACAAGGACCCACCCUGAAAGGCCACCUGCGCACUCACACAGGCGAGAAGCCAUUUCGGUGCCCGUCAUGCCCUCAAAGUUUCUCACAUAAAACCAAUUUGAACGAACACCUACAAAUACACACAGGGAAAAAGCCAUUUCACUGUCCCUCGUGUCCUAAGACAUUUCGGAAAAGUAGUGAUUUUAACAGGAACCUUAGCAUCCACACGUGUGAGAAGCCAUUUCAGUGCCCUUCGUGCCCUCAGAGUUUCUCACAUAAAACCAAUUUCAAUGCACACCUGAAAAUCCACACAGGCAAAAAGCCAUUUCAUUGUUCUUCAUGCCCUAAGACAUUUAGGUAUAGUGGCGAUCUUAACAGGCACCUGCGCAUCCACACGGGCGAGAAGCCAUUUGAGUGCCCUUGGUGUCCUCAGAGUUUCUCACUUAAAACCACUUUGAACAUGCACCUGCGUACCCACACAGGAGAGAAGCCAUUUCAGUGCCCUUCAUGCACUCGGGGAUUCUCACAGAAGAGUGCCAUGAAGCGACACCUGCGCAUUCAUACAGGUGACCGACCGCACUGCUGCACCGUCUGCUCUAUGUCUUUUGUGCGGGCGGAUUACUUGAGUGAACAUAAAGAAAGAAAGCACCCUGACACUGUAGAUUAGGGGCGGUAUUCUGUAAGAGUCCACCUAGUGGACUGUCAACUUCGGCUGUCGCCAUUGGGUGCUGCUUCACAUGCGCGAAGGUGCCAGCUGGUCUCCUUCCUGCUCGUGAAGCAGCAGCCAAUCAGCGACAGCAGAAAUGGACAGUCCACUAGGUGGACUGUUACAGAAUACCGCCCUAGGUCAACAGCCAUGUUGAACUAGCCUGAAUUAGGACUCUGUUGAACAGAUGUACUACCUAUAUUUCAAUUGCAAUAAAACCUUGCUAAUUC